This is a messenger RNA of Phycomyces blakesleeanus NRRL 1555(-), 273 nucleotides long. RefSeq lists its product as hypothetical. The record is from RefSeq and is a predicted model, not a curated record. NCBI's taxonomy places the organism in Eukaryota, Fungi, Mucoromycota, Mucoromycetes, Mucorales, Phycomycetaceae. The transcript is spliced from 2 exons. The coding region runs from base 1 to 273 and encodes 90 amino acids.
AUGACGGGCAAGAAUCGAUAUGAUUGCGGAAAUAUUCUUUCUAUUGAUGUGAUAUCUGAUGGUGAGUUGGAUGGAAAUAACAAAGUGCGGGCAUAUCAUUCCAGCUGGAGAACUGAUGAGCUCCAGACGUUUAUUAGUACUAUUGAUGAACUUACUGUUAUCCAUUUGAAGAAAAUUUCAGAAAGCUUGAAAAAGUACAUCCCUUAUGAGAAAGAAGUGAGCAUUUCCGAGAAUUUGGCAGUCACUUUACCAGAUUGGUGCUUUUCAAAAUAA